AUGUCGAGUAACAAUAAUUCAUUCACGAGCACCGCCUGCUCCGUGCUCAUCAUCGGUGGAGGAAAUGCAGGUUUUUGUGCCGCGCUGGCCGCUUCUCAAAAGACAUCUGGUCGUGUCCUGCUGAUAGAUGCAUGUCCUCCUUCUUGGGCAGGCGGCAAUACAUAUUUUACUGCAGGAGCAUUUCGUACCGCGCAUGGUGGGUUAGAUGAUCUAUUGCAUUUGCUUUCGAAUGUUGAUAGUGAGACUGCAAAGACGAUUGACCUUGCCGCGUACCCUGAGGAAGAGUUUCUUCGGGAUCUAGAUAGAGUGACUAGAGGUCAGUAUGAUAAGGAGCUGGGCAGGGAAUUGGUUGAGGAGAGUAAUGGGGUGGUGAAAUGGUUGGCCUCCCAGGGAUUGAUAUUCGAAUUGAGCUUUAAUCGGCAGGCUUACAAAGUGGAUGGUCGUUACAAAUUCUUUGGUGGAAUAUGUUUGAAGACAAAAGAUGGCGGUGCUGGUCUUGUUGACUUUCACCAAAAGGCAGCCAAAUCACAUGGAAUAGAAGUCUUAUAUUCCACACCUGCGAGAUCAAUCUCUAAAAAUACCGAAACAGGACAUAUCACCGUCACCGCGGAGCAAGAAGGCGAAUCUUUCACCAUCCAGACAAAAUCCAUCGUCCUAGCAGCAGGCGGAUUCGAAUCCUCAACAACACUUCGAAGCCAACACAUGGGGUCCCAUUGGGAAAAAGCCCACGUCCGAGGCACUCCAUACAACAAAGGCGAAGUCCUCUCCCUAGCACUCGACCAACUCAAAGCCAAACCUACAGGCGACUGGGGCGGGUGUCACGCCGUAGCCUGGGACGCCAACGCGCCCAAAGAUUGUGGAGAUAGACAAGUUUCAAACGAAUUCACGAAAUCUGGAUAUCCCCUUGGAAUUACACUGAACAUCCACGGCCUGAGAUUUUUUGAUGAAGGUAGUGAUCUGCGGAAUUACACUUAUGCCAAAUUCGGGAGGGCGAUCUUGGCGCAGCCUGAGGGAGAGGCAUUUCAGAUUUGGGACCAAAAGGGGGUAAAGUGGCUCAGGAGUGAGGAAUAUAGGGAUGGUGUUGUGGAGAAAAUUCACGGUGAUACGAUGGAAGAGUUGGCUGGGAAACUACUUGCCAAGGGGCUGAAAGACAAAGAGGCCUUCAUUCGAACUGUAGAGGGAUACAACAACUCCGUCUACGCCCAUCGCAACGAACAUCCAGACGCAAAAUGGGACCCCGCUAUCCUUGACACCCUCUCAACACAAUCCUCCACCUCGACCCUGGAAAUCCCUAAAUCCAACUGGGCGCUCCCCCUAGACAAAGCUCCUUUCAUGGCAGUCAAAGUCGGCUGCGGCGUCACGUUUACGUUUGGUGGUUUGGCCAUUGAUCCUAAGACUGCCGGGGUGAUAUCAGCGGAAGACGGAAGCGUUAUUCCCGGAGUAUUCUGUGCGGGGGAGAUGGUUGGCGGUUUGUUUUAUGAAAACUAUCCGGGCGGGAGCGGGUUGACUUCUGGUGCUGUUUUUGGGAGGAAGGCGGGGAUUGGGGCUGCUGUUUUUGCGGAGGAAAAAGGACUGUGA
This is a messenger RNA of Glarea lozoyensis ATCC 20868, 1578 nucleotides long. RefSeq names its product FAD/NAD(P)-binding protein. The transcript has 2 exons. The record is from RefSeq and is a predicted model, not a curated record. Bases 1 to 1578 code for a protein of 525 amino acids. Lineage: Eukaryota; Fungi; Ascomycota; Leotiomycetes; Helotiales; Helotiaceae.